This is a messenger RNA of Gilbertella persicaria, 1347 nucleotides long. RefSeq lists its product as uncharacterized. The coding region runs from base 1 to 1347 and encodes 448 amino acids. The record is from RefSeq and is a predicted model, not a curated record. Gene Ontology annotation, cellular component: nucleus. Gene Ontology annotation, molecular function: DNA binding; zinc ion binding. Lineage: Eukaryota; Fungi; Mucoromycota; Mucoromycetes; Mucorales; Choanephoraceae. Gene Ontology annotation, biological process: DNA-templated transcription. The transcript has 4 exons.
AUGGUGAUGCGUAUGGCUAUGGAAAUAGGUCUUCAUGAAGACAUGGAGGAAGAAGAAGUAAACAGUGGUGGUGAAGCAAACAAGACGUGGUCACAGGAAUACCGUCGACGAUUAUUUUGGGUUAUUUUUACGGUUGAUAAAAUAUCAAGUGCUGCUACUGGGAAACCACCUAGUUUGCUGGACACCUAUUGUACUGCUUUUUUGCCUUCUUCAGACAGUUUUAAAUCAAAUCAAUAUUAUGCAGAAACAUUAGAUGGAUCCCGCUAUAUCAUGAACAAUAUCAAUGGAUUUCGUGAUAGUCAAUUGUUGAACGCAAACUCACUUUUUCCUGAUAUGGGACAAGACGAUUUGACUGAUUUGUCAAGACGUGGGUCUUUAAGCACAUUUGCUUAUUUUGUACGAGUGAUUGAUCUGCUUGGAAAAGUGACAUCCUAUCUCAAUUUUAAGGGAAAACAGGCCAAAGAACUCCUGCCUCCUUCUCAUCCAGGAUCAGAAUUUCAACAGUUGGAUAAGGCCCUUGAUGAUUGGUAUGAAAAAUUACCAAUGCAUCUCAAGAAUUCGCCUGCCAAUUUCGAGUUGUACAAAGAUACAAACCAGACAAAUGAAAGUCGUACUUUUAUUAUGAUGCAUAUUGCUCAUAACACAUUGAUUGUUUUACUCCAUCGUCCUUCUUUAGUUGUGGCUGAUACGCUGGAUUCUGAUCUGGUUCAGUCAGAAAUCAAGCAAUUUGUGACCAAGAGUGUUGAAAAAUGUAUGGCAGCAGUGGACAAUGUCACUGUCUUGCUAAAAGAAAUUGGAAACUGCAGGGAAUUGAUGCCGCCUUUUCUUACUUAUUUUGCCUAUACAGUAGCCACAGUGAUUGUGAGUUCUUCAUUCUCGCCUCGCAAAGAAGAAGCACAGAAAGCAAAGCAAGCCCUUGGUAUCUAUUUUCAACUUUUAUUGGCAAGUGAUCCUAGUGCUCGAGGAUUAUGGGCAAUGGCUGAUAAACUGUAUUUCAUGAUUCGUGAUCUUUAUGCUAUCCAUAGUAAUGUAUUAAGACGUCGAACAUCUAUGGAUACUUCAAGUAAAUUAUCACCAUCUUCUGCUCCACUUACACAGCCCUUGUUCUCACAGCCAUCUUCAUUUGCUCAACCACCAUUAGACCAACAGUUACAGAUGCCAAGCACUACGCUUGCUGACUGGACCCAACCCUAUUAUCUCAACGCUCUCUCUAACCCAUUAACCAAUACUUCUGAUCAAGACACAACUUCAAGUGUAUUCCAAAUUCCACAAGGUUAUAAUGAACCCUUUGGUUUUUCUCCCAUCUCUUAUGGUAAAAGUAACGACAAUAACCAUCAUGGCCUUUAA